AUGAUGUCUUCGAGCGGGUUUCGUCCUUUUGAUGAUCUUUCCGAGCAUUAUGAAGAUGAAUGGCUGCAGUUGGGUCUCGAAGAUGAAACAUUGAAAUGUAGUAGUCCUCCUACAAGUGGAGCAACCGAUUUUGGCCUUACUGUAUCAACGCGGUCCUGUCCAUCACCACUUAGCCAUAUCCCGACCCGCGAACCUUACCCUUCUGAACCUCCACCGAAACUGUCCCCAGUGUCAGCGGAGCAGCAAACUUUCAUCACUUUAAGUAAUAGCCGUAUUCCUUCAGUACCUUCUGGUUCAUCGCAGCCUAUUUUGCAUCCCCCACCGCAGGUCCAAUCAUCCGAGCUCACCAGUGUUGAAUAUGAACUAAAUCCAGAUUUGAGCGUGCUUUCGAUACCCUCAAGCUCUCCACUUCUGAUUACCAAACCAGCAGAAUUGCAGUUUACUCAACCAUCCGUUUCGGGUCUUCAUCAAAAUGGAGAUUUCGCAUCGUUUGUGGAACUUGAACAAAGGGAGAAAAGAGCGGUUAUUCAACCUCAACAACACCCACCCGGUUGUGUCCAAGCUGUUAACGGACAGUGGUUUGUGCAGGCUCAAGUGCAGCAUGUUCAAACUAGCGCAGGAACAGUUAUAGCUGUAGUACCAAAUUUCUGUCGACCACAAACUCAACCAGCAGGGAAUAGUCAGAACUUGUCGCAAGGGCAAGUUUCGCAGUCGCAGUUGAUUGCACAUCCUAUAGGAAAUGGACAAACAGUUAACACUGGUCAAUCUGCGACUGUUGCAACGCAACAUGUGAUACAGAACCAUCCGCAUCAUCAGAUCCAGCAACAACAGCCACAACAAAUCGUGACGCGUAUACCUCGUUCACUUACAGUCGGCGUUACAUCUGGUGCACCACAACAGGGCCAGUCUGUUAUGCAGCAUUUGUUGUCACAACCAGCUAUUUCCCGUUCACAAGUUCAGACAGCAGUUCAGGCAGUGACAUCAGUCCCAGCAACCACCAAAAAACAACGGAAUUCUCAACCGCGAAAUGGACGCAGAAAGAACACUAAUCAGGGUGGCACUCUAGGCUCUGUUCUGAUAAAAGCAAACAAACUUGCUGCUGCUGCGUCAACUGAUGCAUCUAUAAAUCAGUUGUUACCCCCGUCGCAUGGGAUUGAAAUGAGGUUAAGUGUACAGAACAGCGAACAGGUGGCUAAUCUUUCUAAAGAAAUAUCGCGCUUACAAAAUCUUCAAACGGCUUAUAACGUAGAUCAUUCAGCAGAAAUAAAGGAACUCGAAAAUAAGCGAGCACAAAUCUUCUUUGAAGCUCUUGCGCAACAGCAUAACUAUGUUUUGCAUUUAAGAGACAAGGAUUUGUUGUCGGUGGUAAAUCCCAAGCCGAUGACUUUGACAGCUCACACUAGACAAAAGAAUCAUAACAGGAACAACCAUAAUAGUGGACAAGCAACUAUAGUGGUACAUCAAGUGCAGCCUUCUACAAGCUGCGAACAACAGCAUCAACAGCAAUCAGCGCAUCGGCAGCAGCAGCAGCAACCGAAUUAUGAAGCAGCAACACCAGCAAGAGUUCCGGUUUCUUACCAGAAUUCAUACCAAAUAUCGGCUCAUUACAAUCAGGCUCAUGAAACUGUGCAGAGCAAUCAAUUCAGUGUUCGUAAUAAUAGUCAAAUUCAUCAGGUGUCGACCACACAGUAUAGUUCAUACCGAGCAGUUGUCAGUCAACCAUCAGUGCAACAGAAUCAAGUACGGGAAAAUUAUAUCCACUCAGUGCCAAAUACUGUGCCGCAGGCUGUUAUUUUGCAACCGGAACAGCACCUCUCUCGUCGUGUAGUCCGUGAGGUGCCUUGCGAACCACCGCCUCCACCGGUACCAUUAUUUCCGCCACCAAAUCUUAGAUCGUCUGCUGAAACUGCUGCAUGUAUUGCGACGAAGAAAGCCGAAAGAACCAGAAGGAUCAACGAUUACUUUUUAUCGCUACAUAAUUCUGUGGAACAUCCAGACGUGUCAUCGCCUUUUCAUGAUCUCUCUGAUGCGCUUCAACGCCUUCUUCCGUUCCACGUCUAUUCCGAACCGGAUUUUAAUUCGGAAAUUUUGGAUACUUUUGAUUAUCACUGCCUGCGACAUUUUGUGCAUUUAAAUAACAGGAGACAUAUUGUCGAGCAACGAGUGCGAUCUGUGCUGUUUAAAGAAUCCAUGGAGGGACAUAGUAAAGCAGAUGAGUGCCUUUUACUUUCACUUGAUGCUGAACAUGAACGUCGUCUGCUGGAUGAGGAGAAACGAAUAGCGGUUGUCUGUGGCAGAGAAGAAUUCGUUGCAAAUUCUGCAAUAUGCAGUCAUAUGAGUGGAAUGGAUGUAGAAGGACGUCGGAAAGAAUUGGUACAGAAAAGUAUCCCAAAAUUGCAUUUUGAUUAUCAUACUUUCUCGGAGAGUGAAAUUGCUGCUCGUACUAUUAGUCCAUUCACAGCAUCUGACAGCGAAAAGUCUCCAGUUUCGAAGUCCACGGGUUCUGAUGACGAAGAAAAGGUGCUUUCCGAUCUGACUGAUGAAGUGCUGGUUUUUAAAGAGACUACAAUAACAAGUGAUACAGAAGGUGCAAAUGAUCCCGAUAUAAAGGAAGAUGUUACCAAAACAAAUGGCGAGAAAAACCUGGCUACAAGUGAUUGGACUGAUUCAAAUCCGUCACUCGAUUUACCCACUACAGUUACUUGUUGCACUUUACGGGAGAAGAGUGAUUCAGUAAGCUCGCAUCAAGAAUUGUAUUCGCCAGUCACUGAUGAUCUACCUGAACAAAUGUUUGUUGUAAAAAACACGGUACCUUCUAUUAAAUCAACCGAACAGCUGGAGGCUGUCAUUGCCUUAGCACAUGCAGCUACGCUGGAGAGAGUUUCAACAUCCAUUACUGCGGAAGAAAAGGAAGGCAUCGAGAACUGUGUUCCGGUGGAAGAUCGCAGUAAAAUUAGCGAGACGGAGGUAGGAAGCUGCGACAAUGAGAGCUCGAAAAUUUUGGAACAUAAAGAAGAGGCUGAAAAGCUUGAAAGACCGCCAAUCCGAAUAAAAAUCGCAUUAACUGAUGCCAAUUUGAAAAACUGUUUGAACAAAAGCAGUAGCAAGAAAAAUAAGGAAAAAAAGAAGAAAAAGAAGAAGAGGAAACACUGUGAUCCCAUGAAGACUUGCAGUGAAGAGGCAAAUGGUUUAUUGCCGAGUUGUUCGGGAUUGGAGGAUAUGAAAUCGGAAGAUGCUGCCUCUCAUCGUGAUGACACACCUCAUCCACGCAUUCUUAUGCGUAUAACGCGUAAAAAUAAUAUUGUAUCAGUGACGGAUCCGCGAACAAAUCAUAUAUCUCUGCAUAUAACACCAAAAAAUAAUGAAAUUGAUGAAGAACGAGAACCCCCUCUGAAGGUUCCAAAGUUGAAAAUUCGGCUCGGUCGAAAUGGGGAAGAGCAUGUGGUUGAUUCAGAACAACCAGUAGUGAACCAUGUAUCGAAAAGUGCACCACAUGAAAUGGAUAGGCUGAAAAUGACACUUGGAAAUAACGAUGUUAAUCGACUUAACCGACACAAGCGAACGACAGGAGUGGAUCACAACCGAAAAAUGACUAUUAUUAUUCCAAAAUCUGUGAUUAAAAAUUCAUAUACAUCUUGUAACCCCGGAAAUUCGAUCUCAACGACUGUCAGUUCUAACGCACAAUUUUCACCUAAUUCAGAAUUAUCGGACGAAGAAGAUGAGCAGCUGCGUGCACAGGCUGAUAGUGUCAUCAGUCGUUUAAAUGACUGGGGCACCAAAAAUCCUGUGGCGCACCAAACUGAUGCAAUUUCCCGGCUGGUAGGUACUGCACCGUUGGUAACACCGGUCUUGGAUCGGCUUCUUCCGAGUGACCCAUGGUUUUUUAGUAUGGAUAUGAAAAAUCGCUCAGCAGUCGAUUCCAAUGAUACUGUCCCUUCACAUAUGACAUGGCUUGCAUCUGCUGCCAGUCACCCGCGCAGUUUGAAAACUACAAUCAACAUCAGUAAGCCGAAUUAG
This is a messenger RNA of Acanthocheilonema viteae, 4017 nucleotides long. The record is from the annotation of a GenBank genome assembly. Lineage: Eukaryota; Metazoa; Nematoda; Chromadorea; Rhabditida; Onchocercidae.